Blepharisma stoltei is the source of this 900-nucleotide messenger RNA. Lineage: Eukaryota; Ciliophora; Heterotrichea; Heterotrichida; Blepharismidae. The record is from the annotation of a GenBank genome assembly.
AUGGAGGAAUUUAAUUGUUGAAAUUUGGAAUCAGCGAUAAAUCUGCCAAAUCACCAAAAAAAGAGAAGUUUAGAUAUAACGAAUAGCAUAAACACAGAUUCAGAAUUGAAUAUUUCUUAUCGUUCUGAAAACAACUCAUAUAUGAGAAAUCAGCCUAAGUAUAUACAGCUAGCGAUACCAAGUUUAUUUAAAGCAAACUCAAUUCAGUUAAGAGGUAGAGGAUCCUCAACGAACCCUUCAACCCCUUCAACAAGUUUGUGGAGAAAGCCAUCAUUAAGUACAAUAAGUAAAUCAAAUAUUUCUGCUGAAAACUGCUCUUUAUCCCCAAAACGAUGCUUAAUUCCUAUGUCUAAGGUUUCCUCAUGUGAAGUAAAUUUGCCUAUAAAAUUCCAAGAAGAUUUGCUAAAGAGAACUAUGGAGAGAAAAGCGCUUGCACAAGUUGUAAAACUGAAAAAUGAUAGAGAAAUUAGCGUUGAAAGUCAUAGGAGACCGAAAGAGGGAGAUGAUAAACCUCUUAAUGCAAGUAAGAAGUUAUUUGAAAAAGAAAGCUCGACUUAUAAGAUUGCUUGUUCUAAUAGCAAAGAAAUGAAAUACACAGAAAUAUAUGCAAGGCAGCAACAAAUGAAAGAAAAUGCUCUAAACACAACAGUGCUUGGAGUCAGUACGAAGCUAAACAUAACAAAUGGAGUAAGAGGACUUGGAUAUUCUCAAAAAAGGAGAACAAAAGGUCAAGAAAACUUGACUAUAGAAGUAAAGCAUGCCUUUUCAUCUAAUACGGAAAAUGAAAUUGAAAGUCCUUUCUCUUCGAAAGAUUUAGAACAAAGAUACAAUAAAUUGACAGGGCAGCUGGAUUAUAUAUCAAAAAGGAUUCAAGAUGUUAUAGGUAAAUGCUCUGAUUAA